UGAAGCUAAAUGCAGAUUAUUUCAAUCAUCUGUGCACUAUAAAAAGGUUAGCUCAAUAUCGAAUUUUUUUCGAGAAAAUUCUUCCAUUUCGAAAGUACAAACAAAAUUUUAAACAAAAAUGCCUGGCGGAGGUUUACCUGGACCAUUAAAACAAAUCGGUAAAAAACACAUAGAAGUUGCGUCAGCGUUUAUGCCAUCAGCAUCAAUUUUUGGAGCAGCAGGAGGAGCCUUUAUGUUAUAUUUCACCGACUGGAAAGCUGUACUUCAAUACGUUCCAUUCUACGGUGGUAAAUUCAAGACAGACGAUGCAGACAAACCCGCAGAAUAAAUGUAUUUAAAAUAAAUCGUUAUUUCGUUUAAAGUAAAAUAUCGAAAAUUGUAGAUACCAAAAUAAUA
This is a messenger RNA of Chrysoperla carnea, 396 nucleotides long. RefSeq names its product cytochrome b-c1 complex subunit 10-like. NCBI's taxonomy places the organism in Eukaryota, Metazoa, Arthropoda, Insecta, Neuroptera, Chrysopidae. The record is from RefSeq and is a predicted model, not a curated record. The transcript has a single exon. Gene Ontology annotation, cellular component: mitochondrial inner membrane. Gene Ontology annotation, biological process: mitochondrial electron transport, ubiquinol to cytochrome c. Bases 119 to 328 code for a protein of 69 amino acids.